AUGCGAUGCAAGGUAGCAGCCAGAGGAAACAGGGGUGAGCAGGAGGGAGGGGAAACAGCCGUGGGGGAGCAUGAGCGGAGAAACAGGCUGGGCAGCAGAGGCGAGGGGGAAACAGGUGGAGCCAGAGGGAGGGCUAGACAGACGGAGAGGCAAACAAGCAGGGCCCUGCGAACAGAGGGAGGGAGGAAACAGUGGAAAUCAGGAGUGGAGAGUGACCGGGAGAGGAAAACAGGGAUGGAACAGACGUGGAGAGGCAAACAGUGUGCGCAUCAUAGUGAGAGGGAAACAGUGGAUCAGGUGGAUCAGAGUGAGAGACAGGUAGAGGCAAGAACUGGAGGAAGGCAACAGGUAGAGCAGAGUGGAGGGAAGGAACAAGGUGAAUCAGAGCUGAAGGAAGGAAAACAGGGUGGACAGAGGUUUGGAGAGGAAACAAGGUGCGAUCAGAGGGAGAAGGUGGGGCACCGGGGAGGAGGAAACCAGCCCUAG
This is a messenger RNA of Notothenia coriiceps (black rockcod), 486 nucleotides long. Its product is annotated as octapeptide-repeat protein T2-like. The coding region runs from base 1 to 486 and encodes 161 amino acids. The transcript has a single exon. NCBI's taxonomy places the organism in Eukaryota, Metazoa, Chordata, Actinopteri, Perciformes, Nototheniidae. The record is from RefSeq and is a predicted model, not a curated record.